UCUCAAAGCUAGAAAAUGAAGAAAGUUGUGCUGAAAUUGGAUUUGCACGACAACAAAUGCAGACAAAAGGCCAUGAAAACAGCCUCUGGCCUUUCAGGGGUUGAAUCAGUUUCCUUCGACACGAAAGACCAAAAAUUGACAGUGAUAGGAGACAUUGAUCCAGUGAAGGCAGUGAGCAAAUUAAGGAAGCUUUGUCAUGCUGAGAUAGUUUCGGUUGGACCAGCAAAAGAACCAGAGAAAAAGAAAGAAGAGCCAAAGAAAGAGGAGCCCAAGAAAGUAGAAGAAAGUAAGAAAGAUGCCCCAAAAGCACCUUCAGCUUACCCCUAUCCGAUGGUAUAUCAUCCUCAAAUGCCCAUAUAUAACUACGCUACAGUGCCCGAUUACUACAGUGGCGGUAAAUAUGUUCAGGAUGAACCAGCUGGUUGCGUUAUCUGCUAGAGGAAGAUGAUGAAAGUGAGAUGGGUAUCUUUAUAACAUAAACAUAUCUUCAUUUUAUGUA
This is a messenger RNA of Hibiscus syriacus, 499 nucleotides long. RefSeq names its product heavy metal-associated isoprenylated plant protein 39-like. The record is from RefSeq and is a predicted model, not a curated record. The coding region runs from base 16 to 438 and encodes 140 amino acids. The transcript has 4 exons. Lineage: Eukaryota; Viridiplantae; Streptophyta; Magnoliopsida; Malvales; Malvaceae. Gene Ontology annotation, molecular function: metal ion binding.